Messenger RNA from Echinostoma caproni, 621 nucleotides. The record is from the annotation of a GenBank genome assembly. NCBI's taxonomy places the organism in Eukaryota, Metazoa, Platyhelminthes, Trematoda, Plagiorchiida, Echinostomatidae.
AUGUUACCACACCCAGGCAUAUACCGAACACAAAGACCAGUUAGCGCAUCUACCCUCCCUGCACACGGACAAUUCAUCCUGUAUUCAGAGGGCCAAAAUGGAACUGAAGCCGUGGUUGGCAACGCCAAAGCUAAUCGGCUGGAAAAAUUGCGGCAAGCAGUUGAGGAGCAGAUUCCCCAGUUUUUGGAAAAAUCUUUCUUUGAAUUUCCAUCCGAUCUUGUUGACAACAACACAGUGCUUUACGUCGAAAGAAGAAACGGCAGUGUUCACAAAAUCAGAUCGCAGACAUAUCUGUCACUAUCUAUCACUGCAGUUCGCCUGUACUACUACUCCCGUUCAUCCUAUCGUCGCGUGGAAUUGCUCAGUAUAUUAUCGGAUGUCGAUAAGGGACAGUUGGAUGUCAGUUUUCGAAUAGUGCUCCUCCCAUCGCCGUCAUUGCGCGAUUCGCGGUUACCAAGAGAACUUUUAGCACGAAAAUUGGAACAGAGGGCUAAGUGGCAUGAAUUUCGUGCCACAUUCUACGUAUCUGAUUCCGGCGAAAUCAAUAAAAUCCGUAUUACCAGAUCCUAUCUUGUUGAAGUUGUUUAUUUGUUGCAGUUAAAUGUCCUGGUUGCGUUUUAA